Durio zibethinus is the source of this 1449-nucleotide messenger RNA. Its product is annotated as alanine-tRNA ligase. The record is from RefSeq and is a predicted model, not a curated record. Lineage: Eukaryota; Viridiplantae; Streptophyta; Magnoliopsida; Malvales; Malvaceae.
UAAUUGUCGGAUUCUUAAAACAAAAUUUACGAAAGGUUUCCCAGACAGCCAAACAAUCACCUCCCCAUGGCUACGGUAUCUGAACCACCACAAGAUAAACCAAACCCUAAUUCACUACCAGCACUGCCGCCGCCGCCGCUGCUGUCCAGUGAUUUCUCUUCCAAAAGUGAAUCGAAAGCUCUUGAACAAGCCACUUCAUGGAUCGAUUACGCAGCGGAGCAAGCUCUUCUAUACCAGAAGAUCAUCGAACAGAACAUUAACGCCACAAUUGAAGCUUCUAGAUCUCGACUCUCAGAAAUUCGCUCCACUUCCUCUGCUCAUUUUAAUCAAACCAUUGAUUCACUUGAAGAUGUCAAGCACCAAAUUGGUGUUUACGAGGACAUGGUAUUUGGCAAAGUUAAGGAGGGGAUUAACAUUGCAGCUUCGCAUCCAUUGAUCACAGGUGGUGCUGCUGUUGGCUUGGGAUUUCUGGUGCUGAAAAGGCCAAGACGUUUAAUAUAUUACAAGACUUUGCGUCUUUUUAACAGCGAAGAGUCCUUGCUUUCCAAAGCUGAUAUUAGAGUAAAGAAGCUGAGACAGUCAAUUGACCGCCUUAAGGCUGAAAGUGAGAAGUUGGAGCGGAGUGCUUCAGUAGCUGAAGAAGAGCUGAUCCGUGGCAGGACAAAACUCAGACAAGCAGGCAAGCAGAUCCAAAGUGUGAUUCACUCAGCUUACAAGAUCGAAAGACAAGCAGCAGGAUUAAAAGAUGUCCUUGGAGAACUUCCAAGAAGAGAAGCAUCUCGAUUUAGAUCGCAGGUUUCAAAACUUGCUUCUGAGGCUAAGCAAGAACGAAAUGCUUUGGCAGAGGAGGUUUCGAAAAUUAGUAAUCAUGGAAUUGCAGUUUGAGGAUUCUCGUAUCUGUGCUACAUUGUUGCAUCUGAUCGAGUUUACAGGUCACAGUUUCCAUGAUUAACUCAUAAAACAUUUCUGGAGAUUACAUUUUGGCUGGAGGUUCUACCAUUGCAUUCAAAUUUUACUUUUGAGCAUGAUGCGUGCAAAUGUGAUGUUUCCUGGUCAAGGGACAUAUAGAAAUAAGCAAAAGUACAACAUGAAUUUUAGUUUUCCAAUUUUAAGCCCUUGUUUUCAGAAUUUUCUGGUUCAGAAGGUUGAUUUCAAGGCCUCUAGUUUGGCCUAAUCUGUGGAAAAUUUCUAAUGCUAGGAAUUCAGGACGAUUUUUUUUCAUUAAAAAUAAAAAACAAAAAAACAGCAUGAAUCAGAUAAACCGCUUUAUCUUUUAUUGCAUGUUUCUCGUAUACGUUUUAGUUGGUACUUACACCACUGGCUCAUGGUUUUCAAUUUCUCUUUGUAAAUGGUAAAACAGACGGAAAGAUAGUAGCCAUCUGUUGAGAUGAACCAUGUUUUCUUUGAUUGGCACUUUCGAAGUUGGGAUCAAUCAUUACCAUGUUGAAU